Microthlaspi erraticum is the source of this 585-nucleotide messenger RNA. The record is from the annotation of a GenBank genome assembly. Lineage: Eukaryota; Viridiplantae; Streptophyta; Magnoliopsida; Brassicales; Brassicaceae.
AUGGCAAACGAAGCACGAAUAGCCGCGGUGUUGAAAUCAGCUCGGGAAAACUUAGACACUGGGCGUAGAUACCACGAUGUUAUUUGUGCUAUGGUAGGCCUUUCAACUUCGGCAGACGAGUCCAUCGUCUUUGAGGCGAUUGAUGGUCUUAUUGCCGUCGACGUGCAUCGCUCGACCGAAGCUAUUUUUAAAAAUUUCCAUCUGUUCGUAGCGGUGUUGAAAGCGAAAGGCGUGGUUAGAGAAUCUGACAUGAGUAGUCGUGAGCAAGCCUCAAAGAUGGCGAAAGAAGCUUUCAUCGACCGUCGUUACUGCGACGUGAUCCACGGAUUGGCAACAGUGUACAACUACGACGGAGAUUUGCCUGCCACGGAUUGGGCAAAGGUCUAUCUAUUUAUGCCAAAUUUGAUCCAAGAGCACAGCGAGAUGAUGACGUCAUCGACAAACCCGAUUUUCCGAGAUCUCGAUUUGGGUUCGCCGAUUUCUCCGGUGAGGGAUCACAAUUCUCGCGGCGGCGGAACCGAUAACCGGCGUUUUACCCACCCGAAACAUUUUGGAAACCGGAACCGCCACACGCGCCUCCGUUAG